This is a messenger RNA of Solenopsis invicta (red fire ant), 8372 nucleotides long. Its product is annotated as mucin-17. NCBI's taxonomy places the organism in Eukaryota, Metazoa, Arthropoda, Insecta, Hymenoptera, Formicidae. The transcript is spliced from 5 exons. Bases 912 to 2789 code for a protein of 625 amino acids. The record is from RefSeq and is a predicted model, not a curated record.
AUUCGCUUUAUAAAGAUAAAAGUUGAGCGAGAGAGCGGCGUUCGUGCGGUUAGCAUUGAAUAGAAGUUUAUCAAUGAAGCGAUGUACGCGUGAAUGACAGCGAAACGGAGCAAGGCGCGUCGCGCGCGUUCCACCUGCCGUGUCGGACGGUCGGCACGCCAAUGAGGUACGCGCAACUUCGUACGCGACUCGACUCGUCGCGAUUGGCUGGUGUUGUGCGCACGUUGGUGUGCUCACGACGACUCGUGACGUCAGAGCAUCGUCGGCCAAUGCCGUCUCGCGGAAUCGCAGGGUCGCCGUGCGCGCUGGCGCGUGCGGGACGCGAGAGAAAGAGAGACGGAGAGAGAAAGAGAGAAAGAGAGAGAGAGAGAGAGAAUGAGCGUGUGCGUGUGUGCGUACUCGGUGGACUCGAGGAGCCACGCGGAAACGCGAGGACGACGGAACCAGCCACUAGCCAGCAUCUCGGUCGCGCGACGAGCGACGACGCGUCGCGAAACUGCACCGAACGGCAUCGGCAGCGCGUUAUAUCAGUCGAGAUUCACGUUCGAGAACAUUUCGUCGCGCGUGCUACGCGUACUUGGUGGAAUCGGCGGCGGGUGGGCAGGGAGGAAGGGAAGGAAUCGUGGACAAGAGCGAGAGGUGGUGGCGCGGUGAAGGAGGAAGGAGAAGUGGAGGAGAAGGCAAAUGCGUCUGGCCGCGGCGCGACACACACACACGCACACACACGCGCGCGCGACGGCGACGGGUGCGACGAAGAUCGCGGGGGUGAGGGAGAGUAGAUAUAGCGUGGAGUACACUACCGCGCCGCACCUGACAGUCCACGCGGCCCGGCCCCCGAAAAACAAUCUCGCCACGCUAUAUACACGCGAGGACCGCGCCGUGUUUCACUCGGAACGCGAGCGCCAUUGGCAAUGUCGGGAAGUGACAGCCCAACAUUCUUUCACGGCCAGCCCUGGUCCAGCUGGAUCGAAAGAAUCGGACGGGACAAGCCGCUGAGUGAUGAAGAAACAGAAGUACAACAUUCAAGCUCAGUCACACGACUUUCUUCAGAUGAUAUUGAUUUGUAUGGCUUUUGUCCAGAAAGGGAUGAUUUCUAUGGAGUAGUGUGCGAAAUAUGCGAUGCCAUAGUGAAACCACAAGCUCUUAUUCAACAUAUGGAGUGUCGCCAUCCUUCCGGCAUGGCAAAUUUUCCACCACCCGCGACCCCGAUCGCAAAACCGUCCGUAAAAACUCCUUUCUGCAAAGUUUCCAAACUGAAGAGGAAUACCCAACCGCCAACUCCUUCUUCAGUAACUUCUUCGAUUCCCAUUGUUGGCGGUGCCAAGCUGAAUCACACGACCGUUAAGCGUACUGCGGAUCAGACGAACUUGUCUGUAGGUGGCUCGUUGCCGAUCUCCUCGUCACCUCGAUCUCCUCUCGAGUCGAUCACGGUGCAAACUACCUCUCCUAACGUGGCCGGUUCUUCGAAUAUCAUCCAUACGUCGACGAACAGUGGAGGCAGUCCGAGCAAAAGCCCUGGUCCCAGUAGCAGUAGCAGUAGCAGCAACCAACCUCGUCGGAAGAGGCUCAAAACGGAUCGCUCGUUGCUCAAAGAUCGCGAGUACGAUCCCGACCGGCACUGUGGCGUAUGGAACGAGGAGACCGGCAAGCCCUGCACCAGGUCGCUCACAUGCAAAGCGCACACUGUUUCGCUGCGCCGAACGGUCGGCGGUCGCAGCAAGACCUUCGACAAGCUCCUCGCGGAACAUCGUGCCGCGAAGGAGCAGCCGAAUAGCGGCGGUAGCCGGCAGACGACGAAGGUGACGGUGUGUGGUACCGUCACGGUGUCUUCAGCCGUUACCGCCGCUGCCGCCGUAUCCAACCUAAAUAAUCCCCUUGCCUCCAGUACUCCAGUAUCCAUUGCCGACUCGGAAACGCCGAGCUCACCGCCCGUACUAUCGCUACCGGACACGUAUCCACUGCCAAAGACCAAACUCGAGGAGGACUUUGUCAAUUCGGAGGAGUUGCGAAAUCUGGAGUCCACACUGGUGGCUAAUUCUACGGUCGCUGGCAGCAGCAAUAGUAACAGCAGCAGCGGCUCAUCGCAACAACAAUCAAGUUCAAUGAUGGCACCAAUAUCCGUGAUGCUACCGUCACUGUCCCCAUUACCAAUAGCGGGUGCCAAUAGCGAGGAAUCGUCGGGAGUAGCCACUUUGAUACCAAGCACUACCACGACACCCACGAUGCCAGUCGUACCGGCACCACUGCCAGCCACUUGCGUACAACCACCUACGGUGGUUGCCACCGCGCUCGAAGGCGAGACUCCGAUAGAUAUCGAUGCUGAGACCAUGUCCAUGUACUCGCCCGUUUACACCACCAAAGAUACCAAGUCUCAGCUAGUGAUGCAAAUACAGUCGCGGCCAAAUAGUCAUUCGUCACAGUCACCUAUCUCGGUCAGAAGCUAUCAGCAGAUGCAAGCUUCUAUGCCGAGCCUGAACCUGUUCGAACCAGUGGAGCAGCUGGAGCAACAGCAUGCCAGUCAAAUCAACGGCAAGAGACUGAACCAUGCGACCUCGGCGUCGCGACAGCAGAAAAGGCACAAGUCGCAACAAGAGCAACUCUUGUGCCAAUCGUCGCAGGACAGUUUUCCGACGUCUGCGUCGAUUCAAGUUGAAGCGACAACCACGUCGUCGCCGUAUCCUCACUUCGGCGACAUCUCCUGGUCGAAUUGCCAUCCGGAGCCGUUGGCGGUUAGCCGAUGGCUCCGCAUUUCGUCCAGCCGUAAACAAUACAACUUUAAUAUUCACUGACACAAGACCCCACCCACUCCGGGCUGAGGACUGUGUGCCGCGGGCGUCGUUUGUCUACCUCCUUAUCUUCAUGAGAUCCCCUUUUUCUUCAUCGUCGCCCACGUAAUCUUCCUAGUCAUCGCCAUCACAGUCGAUGUUUCAUCCACAGCCCGUCGAGGGGGGAAGGCUCUUGUUUCCGCCAUCAUCACCAUGUGAUUACUUCGCGCAAAAGAGAGAGAGAGAGAGAGAGAGAGAUCAAUCGCGAAUAUAUCACAAAUUGAAUCCUAGACGAUUCUCAGCCCGUCAAGCGCCUUCAACGCGCGAGCUUUCGUAACAUCGUGCAGUACGAAGCUUUCAGACACGCAUCACGAGAAUACUGAUUGCCGUGGAACAUCGAGGAAGAAUUCUCAAUCGACGGCCAUGAUGAUCGUGUACUUGGACGUGUACCUGAAUUUGUGGAACUUUUUAAAAAGAAGCAACGGGUUGACGUCCCACUUACGUUUAUUCGCUGGAUUCAUAAUAUAGAAUAAAGAUACGACAAGAUCAAGAUAAAGAGAUACGAGAUUGAUUGAGAACACGUCUCGAUAACAGCGAGUGAAUGAAUGAAUGCAUUACAACAUUGCGAUAUCAUAAAAUUUCUGCAUAUAAUCCUCACGGUGUACCAUUAAGUGACUUAUUAUACAGUUCGUGAUGCUGCAAAACAUUCCUUCAGUCCUGUUUUCUUAACAACGCGUGUCACGUUUCUCUCUUAGUGACUACGGAGACGAAUUUUUUAUUAGGUGAUUUCGAAGUGCUUUUCAAGGUAAGAAUUUACGCUUUGCAUCAGGAAUAUUUCUGUUAUAAAUCAAACUACGUUGCGAUUUAAUUGUAAAAUCUUUCAUUAGAUCUUUUUGCUAAAAGCGUAACGAUGAUGCAUGUUUAAAACAUCUCAAUGUGUGAUUUCAUAAUCAUAGUCGAAAUUGAAAUUGUUUAAUCGCGAUGUUAUGAAGUAUAUUUAAUAUAAAAGUUUAAUCGAAAAUGCUAGGCUUUUUAAAAAUUUUAAAUGUUUUUUUGUAUACAAAAUAUCAUGGUUAAUGAAGUAUCCUUUAUAAUUUUUACAAUUGAAAUUUAAUUUGUACGUAUUGCUUCCUUAUAAAUUAAUACCAAGUUCUAAGAGCUUUAAUUAAAAAAUUAAUAAUUGCACAUAGAAUUUUACUAAACGCUGAAGUUAUACACAAUUAUUUUGACAGUACAGAAUAUGCAUUUUUUAUUGAAUUGUGCAUAAAUUUUGUAAAUAGAUCGCAGAUUAUAUCUGUUCCAUAUUGUACAUAAAGAGGCAUUUAGUAUCCUCUAUAAACACAUAGUCUUUACACAGGAAAAAAACCUCAUUUCUCCAUGAUAUUAAGAUUGUACGUACAAUUAUACAAUCUCGAUUGUACAUAUAUUGUACAUACAUAUAUAUACAUAUACAUAUAUUUUUUUUAUCAAUCACGAUCUCUUAUCCCUUUUGCAUAUAUGUACACUUUGAAAAUACAAAGCGCCAUUAUUUAAUGUUAUAUCCGCUUUUUUUUUACGUUUUUGCCAUAAGGAUGUAAUAGAAAUUACAGUUUCGAGUGAUUUAUUUUUCAACUUGGUUUCAUUCUAUAUUUAUAUUGAAUUUCACGGCGAGACGAAACCAGUUUAUAUAAUGUAAAUACAAUAUAUAACAGGGAUAAAUCGAAUAUAAUCUCUUUCGAGUGAAUUGCGUUUCGAUAUAUAAAUUGAAGAGGCCAGUGUAUAAAAAUUUAAAUUUAAUAUUUCUAUCGGCCUUGAAUCGACAACGUACACGAUAGACGUCAAAAAUAAUAAUUUAUUUUUAAAUGCAACUCUUUCGACAUAAUAAAUUUACUUCAUCUAUUGGCCCUUUCAAUAAUAGCAAAUUUGUAUUCAUCUCUUACCAGUAAAAGUCCGCGUAAAUCUACGCGAAAACGACUGUAUGGCACGAUCGAUUAUUAUAUUAAGCGCUGAUAAAGUACUAGGUUCUUAUUCUUCCUUAUUCCUAUAGGACUAUGAAACGAACAAAAUUUUAUAUACAUGUAUAUAUAUUUGUAUGAUUAAGCACUAGAGUGUAGCUGUGUUACUGUUUAAUUACUAUGUAAUUAUUGAUUUAUGACGCGUACUCGUAACGUUUGGUAUAAACGUAGUAAUGUAUAUUAUAUAGAUAAAAUUUUCAAAAAUUUCUUUUCUACGACUCAGGCCUGCUUUAUUUUUAGCGCUUCGUUUACAUAACGAUUGAUCGAUCGCUCCGAAUAAAUCGUAAGCGUACUACUACGUAGGUUUGUAUGCGGACCCAAACAGACAGACAGAUUAGUGAGCUACACGACCCCGCUGUAUUCACCCAAGACGAUUAUUUAUUUUUGUACGUACUCGUUGAUUUGCAUCUCUGCGCACUGCAAUUUUCCGACGGGUGAAGAACGCGCGGGUAGCUAGCGAUGCGGCAAGACGCAUAUACGCGGACUUCUUAUCAUAGAUUGUGAUAUUUAACUAUUAAUGAUCAAUAGGAUAAUUGUAGAUGUGUCUAUGUGUUCGGCGGCAAGAGCGUAGCACGUUCUAUUCUUUUCCUGAUAACAAACGGCGCAUCUUGCGCAAUCUCCCAUCGAUUUCGCCUUGUCAGGAGAAAAAUAUUACUAAUUCUGCGGAGACAAUCUGCGUUGUUCCGCUUAGUUGUUGCUCGCGUUAAUAAACGAAUUUCUUUAUUGGUGAACGUAGUAAAAAAUUGAAAGAUGAUAAAAUUAGGCCAAUUUGCGAUAAUUAUUUGAAAAACGGCGAAAGGUAGAGGAAUAUGGAAUAUAUAUAUAUAUGUGUGUGUGAGGGUGUGCGUGUGCGUGUGCGUGUGUAUGUAUUAUGUAUGUCGAAUGUAAACGGGCGCUGAAUAUCGUUACCGCGCAGUAUAAAACGAUGCUUCACAUCGUCGCCACUGAUCCUCUUGGCUACCUGAAAUCGUGAUAACUUGUACAUAAAUCGUGUAAGCAGAUAAUUACCCACGUACCUACGGAUAUCAAUUAAUCGCAUAGUUGCAUAAGAACAUUACACACGAUGUAUAUGCAUCUGUGCGAAUAUUGCAGCGGGGAAAGAAGGAAUCCGCUGAAACUCGCAAGCAAGUAACUUGAAACUCUAAUUGCUUCAGGGGCGUCUCACCUACGUAAUUUCGCGCAUUUAAUGUUAGAUAUGAUCCGCCUAAUCACAGAAACGACAAAAAUUGCGCGGCGACAUUCAGUACUGAAUGCGAUUCUUUAAUCCUGAGCUCCGACUGAUCGCUCGAUAUCGACAUGAGACGAGAAACGGCAGCUACGGUAGUUAGCCGAAUGCGAAAUAACAUGAAUCAACGAAAUAUCGCGAAAUGCUACGUCCAUACGCGAAACGAUACGGUUUCCUGUUUUCCUGUAAGCCACCUGUAUGUACCACAGUUAGUGUUCAUUGCUCGGCGCGGAACGAUCGUAUUGACGGAUUGCGAGCGAUCUCGAGAAACGAUGCGACUCCGAUAACGAAUGGCGUUAAAGAACUUGCUCUUUUGUAUAACAGUGGUUCAACGAUUGGAGGAGCCACGGAUUUUCCACAUUAUUGUUCAAGCUCCCAUAGAGCAAUAAUAUACGAUCCACGAUCGAUUUAGCAGCAAUAAUAAUAAUUUCAAUAACUGUAAGACGUGUCAUUAAAAAAGCGUACUCGUUUCCAAAAGCUCUUAUGCUCUUGCGAUCAUCGAUUAAGUAUAGAAAAUAUAUCGGUGCUGCAUCUCUUUAAACUAUGUAACAAAAAGAAAAUUGAAAGAGAUUCAUAGAAAUUUAUUUUACAAAAUUCAAAUCAACAAUUAGUUUGGAUUUUAUUAAAAUAUUGAACCUUUUUUCACAUAUAAUAUUUAUUUCAACGACUGUAAUCAGAGUUAAGAUAUGUUGAAAAUAUUUUCUAUAUAUAUUUACAUAUAUUAACAGUAGAUGUGAACAAAACAAUAAAAAUUUUUAUUUAAUUCUGAAUUCAAAAUAGAUUCCUAUGGAUUUCUUUUCAUUUACUUAUUUUUUUAUAAAGGCGAAAAAUAUUCGCGGGUGACCGAAACCGUUUCGUUACAUACCUAAGAAAAACUAGUUCUAAAAGAAGGAAAAUGAGAGCGACAAUUGUAUUUUUUCCCCCUUAUUUCGUUAACGCGCGCGGCACGAAACUACUAGUAUUUUAAUUAAUUCUAACGAAUCUGCGUGAAACUGUGGUGCGGUGGAUUGAUAAAAUUGAUGAAGACUGAAUAUAUUGUUGAGAGAUCGGAAAGACUCAUUUGGCGAAUUAAAUUGCCGGUGACUUAGCAAAUUUUUUUAGAUUUUUUUCUCAAAUAGUACAUAUAAUUCACUUAAUUUCCCAAGUAUCGGUAUUAUCAUAUAUAUACAUACAUACAUAUAUAUAUAUAUAUAUAUAUAUAUAUAUAUAUAUAUUGCUUUAUUAUUUGUUGAAACGUGUGCACGUUACCGAUGGAUAGUUGAUUUAUUUUUUUUAGCACUAUAAUUUCACGUGGAGGAACUAAAACAAAAGGAACACUCUAACUUCAGGUUUAAAGCAAAGCAAGAUAUUUUGUGGCAUUUAAUUUAAAUAUAUGUUUUAUAUUUAUUUGUAAAUAGAUUUUUUAUUUGUCCGUUUACCUUACAUCCACAUUCAUCUAUUUAUUUUUUUUUCUUUUCAUACGCAUGUGCUAGUAGGUAGAAAAGCUUUCGUGUAAGAAUAAAAAAUAUAUUGGAGGAGGCUCGUACAAAAUUUACAUACAUUAUACGUACUGUCGCUUAUUAUCACAUAUCAUUGUAAAUAUUAUAAUGCAAUAUUCCGAUUGUCUAUGUGUUGUAUUAUUCAUAAUUAUUCGAUAAUUAAUGCGACAUAUAUUAUUCCAUGAAUAUUCCAAAUUGUAUGUGAUUUUGUAAUUUUAUUAUCUAUUAUUGAUGUAUAAAAAUUUUAUUAACAUCGCUCAUUACAAAUUAAAAGUAUAAUAUUUGUAAUAUCAAAACACAUUACGUGCCAUUGAAAUAAUUUUUUCAUAAAAAUUCUAAUGAUAUAAUCAUGUUAUAAAUGAAUUUCUUCAUGGUGCUCUUUAAAGAAUUCAAAAAAUUACGCAUCUCAGUAGUAACAUUUAAUUUCUCAUCAUAAAUAGUCGCAUCUCAUUCUUUUUUUAAUCAAAGUCUGUAAUCUCAGAUUUAAUGUAAUUUUUAUUUUAAGUAUAAGUAAAAUUAUAAAAGUUAUAAACAGUGAAAAUCUUGAAUAAAAUUUCUAUUUAACAAAAGUUAAUUUAUUUAAUUUAAAAUUGAACUAAAAAUUUUUUUCAAGGCUGGAAAGCUGUUAUACUGGCAUACAUUAUUUUCGAGAUACUUUAGGUCGUUGCCUCCGACUGAAAUAUGCAAACUUUUAUUACUCCAUUUACUCAUCAUGGUCGAAGUUACGUAAAUGGAUGAAAAGAUUAUAGACCAAGAACACAUAAUAUUCUAAAGGAUCUUAAAAAUCGAAUGUUAAUCAACAAAAAUAUGCUAUAAAAUAUGUUUUAAUUAUUAGAUAAAUUAUAUAAAUCUCAUUAAUGUUUGCGUAAUGCGAUUGAUGUUGACGGAUCACAUGAUCAAGAUGGAAAGA